This is a messenger RNA of Alligator sinensis (Chinese alligator), 1569 nucleotides long. RefSeq lists its product as uncharacterized. Gene Ontology annotation, cellular component: membrane. The coding region runs from base 517 to 1224 and encodes 235 amino acids. Lineage: Eukaryota; Metazoa; Chordata; Crocodylia; Alligatoridae. The record is from RefSeq and is a predicted model, not a curated record. The transcript is spliced from 6 exons.
AAUAUGGUUUUGCUAGCAGUUAGUUUUAAGUAGUGCAAUGUAACUAUUGCUCCUUCUAGUAAUCACUGAAAGGGAAUGCAGUCUGGCCUCUGAACAAACUAUAUGGUAUGUGUACUCCUGUCUACUGAUCAUUCUAAACAGGAAAAGAUUGGCAACAGAUUUUUAAAGUGACAACUGCCUCCCUAGGUAACUCAAUAUCAGGAAGUACCACAACAUUUACAUUUAAGAUCAGAUUGUAUUAAUGUAUAAAGCAGUUCUCAAAAAUAAGUGCUUUUUUUCCCCCCACUUUCUUCCCCCAUCUUCAUUUCUGCUAUCCGCAAAAGAUAAUUUCAUAUACUCAGCAAAGCUGCAGUACUACAGCAUAUCUUCUAUACUAUUAAUGGUAAGGUAUGUCAACAAUUUGUCCGAUGAUGCCUGGUGAAGUGCUAAUCCUCUUGCACCUUCUUUCUUUUGUUUAGGAGAAUCUGUUAGGCUGACUAUUUCUGAAGGAUCCUUGGGCUUCUUCCUGAACUCUGUAUGUGUGUGUGUGUAGGUUCACAUGUGGAUUACCUAAUGGACCGCUACAGAUAUUUCAUCUUUAACCAAAAGAGCAUGGUCAUUCUGGGUCUCUUCCAAAUAGCCUGCAGUACAGUGUGUGUUGUCAAUGGAUUCAUAGACGGCACUUUCAGAACAGAAUCGUCACUGAGUACAACCAGAGCACCCAUAUGGGCUGGAGUGGUCAUGAGUGUUCCUGGAAUUCUAGCUUUAUUUUCUUCCCAGAGAAAGAAUCCAAUUCUUGUGAAUGCAAUGCUAAUUGCCUCUAUAUUUUCUUGUUUCACCACCCUCGUUGUAAUAAUUUAUGCUUCCCUAACAUUAAACUUUGGUGAAGAAGAGGAAGACUUGAAUCAUGUACCAAUUCAUGUUGUUCAUACGAAGUUUGUUCUCGAUAAAGUUGUCAAAGGUGCCAACAUAGUGAUGUUAAUUGCAUCUAUUGGCAGUGUGGUGGUUGUGCUAACUAUUGCUUACAUGGGCUGCCGAAGUCUUCCACAUUGUUCAUGCUAUGACAGUAGGACUGGAAUGGAAUGGUUGCAACCAGCAGAGGACCAGCCACAGACUGUGGAACUGGUUUGCACUCUACAAAGUCAUGAGGACAGAAUUUUGAAUUCACCAAUUCAGUUUCCAGACCAAGAUUUGGAUACAGAAGAAGAAACAUCCAAACCUCCCCCAUAUAUCAGACUUGCUUGAAAAAUUACUGAGUAUUUUAAUGCUAGCACACUAAAACUGGAGAACUUUUUUUGUUCUUUGCUAUGUUUUCUAAGGACUUAAAUAAUCUUAUGCACAUUCUUCUUUUUAACCAAGGAACUACUGAAUGCCCAAAGCUUAGGAAAGAUCAAUGCUACAGUCAAGGAACAUACAGUUAAAGAAGAUCUGCAGAUUUGUGGACUGACUCAAAUCUUGGUCUAUUACUAUACCUCCUCUCUUCCAGGAAGAAGGAGCACCUCUCCCCCUGCUUUUGUUUGCUUUUACUCUGGCUUACAGUAGAAUUUGUGUUGCAGUUUCAGUUUACUGGUGCUAGCUUUGAACAUUCAA